Molecule: messenger RNA, 2411 nt
Organism: Mesocricetus auratus (golden hamster)
Lineage: Eukaryota; Metazoa; Chordata; Mammalia; Rodentia; Cricetidae
Gene: Scamp4
Product: secretory carrier membrane protein 4
Exons: 7
Coding region: 102-1133 (343 amino acids)
Biological process (GO): protein transport
Cellular component (GO): trans-Golgi network membrane; recycling endosome membrane
Source: RefSeq, a predicted model, not a curated record
AUUCAAGAGUCCACAUACUUGCUUCAGAUGAGAAAAAUGACCAGUCCCCUUCCAAGCAGCUGCGACAUGGGGACUUCACUGUAGUUCGAGGGUAACUAUAGAUGGAGAUGAGUCUCCUUCCGCCUCAAAGUCUCCUCUCUGUGGAUGCCUCAAAAUGUCAAGCAGGGUCCGAGUUUCGGCCACCCAUCCGACGGUCUAGCCCACUGCAGGAUGCAAGAAAAAAAGGCCCCCAGAAACACCAGGGCGGAGUGACCAGGCACGCGUGCGGCCUUCUGGGAAUUGUAGUCAAGUCUCCGCCCCGAUCAGGCCCCGCCCACGGAAUUACGUUCCCGUCGCGCCCUGCGGCGGUAGGCGGGGCGGCCCGGUUGCUAGGACUUGGAGAAGCGUGGCGUUCGCGCGGGCGUCCCUCAGGUGGCCCCUUGUGUUUGGGCGCCAGCACAGAGAUGGCAGGAAAGGAGAACAACUUCCCGCCCCUGCCACGCUUCGUGCCGCUGAAGCCCUGCUUCUACCAGGACUUCUCCGAUGAGAUUCCCGUGGAGCACCUCACACUGGUCAAGAGGAUCUACCGGCUGUGGAUGUUUUACUGUGCUACUCUGGGUGUGAACCUGGUGGCCUGCCUGGCCUGGUGGAUUGCGGGUGGAGCGGGAACCAACUUCGGCCUGGCCAUGCUCUGGCUGCUUCUCUUCACUCCCUGCAGUUAUGUGUGCUGGUUCCGGCCUGCAUAUAAGGCCUUCCGGGCUGACAGCUCCUUUAACUUCAUGACAUUCUUCUUCAUCUUCGGGGCACAGUUCGUCCUGACAGUCAUCCAGGCCAUCGGCUUCUCAGGCUGGGGAGCGUGUGGCUGGCUGGCAGCUGUUGGAUUCUUUGCGGUCAAUGUUGGGGCUGCCGUGGUCAUGCUGGUCCCAGCCAUCUUGUUUUCCUUGUCCGCUGCCACAAUGGCCAUCACACUUGUGAAGGUACAUAGGAUCUACCGUGGGGCUGGUGGAAGCUUCCAGAAGGCACAGAGCGAAUGGAACACUGGCACCUGGAAGAACCCCCCGUCGAGGGAGGCCCAGUUUAACAACUUCUCUGGGAAUAGCCUACCCGAGUACCCGACUGUCCCCAGCUACCCCAGCGGAGGCCAGUGGCCUUAGGCAUCUUGCUGGCCUCAAAACCAUGGCUCUGUCUGCUGCCACCACCGUUGGUCCUGAAGUCUGUGCAUCUCCCCGGGUUCCAAGGAGGCCCUUGGCCUGUGUUCCCCUCCUGCCUGAGCCUUCAGCAAGCACUGCUCUGCACGGAGGAAGGAAGGGAGCUGGCAAACCCCGGAUAAAACAGUAUCUGUUUAUUUGGGACACAAUGAGGGUGAAGAGCCACCGCGGUCGUCUGCCUUGGACAUGCAGAAUGCUGCUCAAGUCUCAGACCACCACGGGAGAGAGACAGACACCCCGCCUCUUCCUGUAAGGGAGAGCCAUUCCCUAAGCUGGUGCCCAACUAUUGGCGGGAUGAAGUCCACUACACUGCCCAGCAGCCAUCGCCCACUGCCACCCUCCCAGGCCAGGCUGUGUGCCUGGCUCCCACCUGACGAGGGUGGGGACCCAGCCUGUCUAAGGAGUGGCCCGGAGCCCCGGGAUCCUGUCUUUUGUGACACUGUGGGUGGAGACAGGAGCAUGGCUGUUGUGACUGCCUUCUCAGCUCUACCAUGCGUCCACCCUGCGCUCCUCUGGUGACAGGAUCCUGCAGCUUCUUUGUUCGGUCCCUAGUGGCAGUCUGCUGUCCCUACCACCAUCCAGACCUCUCGCUCCAGGAGGCUCCCCCUCUCUGUGGGAGGAGAAAGACAGGCUCAGCUGCUCAGCUGCAUGGCAGCCGUGCCCACCACAGACGCCAGCCAGGACCCGAGGCCCCUGGUCUGACAGACGCGUGCCUUAGACAGAACCCUGCUUCCCCUCACUCACCCCCUGCUUCCCCUCACUCACCCCCUGCUUCCCCUCACUCACCCCCUGCUUCCCCUCACUCACCCCCUGCUUCCCCUCACCCCCUGCUUCCCCGGGGCAGCUGUGAUUUUGCCAGGAGAACGAAACCGAGUCUUGGGCUGUCCAUAGCACCCCCUGUGACCCGCUGGUGCGACUAGCUCAGUCACUGCAGUCCCCAGGCCUCCCCACAAGUCAUGCCCCUCCUGUGCUGGUGUCCCACCAAACUGCCUGGGCACCUGACCUGUUCUGUGCCCCAGAGGGUCCAGGAUAGAGAGUUGCAGGCAGGCACCUUGAGGCCCCAUCUCAGAUGGUCACGGGGAUGGAACCCAGUCCCCACCCUUGAGGGGAUGUGCCCUCAAGACACCUGCAGCUCUGCCCUGCGCACCCCUGAGAAUGUGCACCCACAUGCCAUAGUUGGUUUUGUAAUAUGGGAAUAUUCUGGAAAUAAAUUCUUUUUCUGCA